Molecule: messenger RNA, 572 nt
Organism: Cuscuta epithymum
Lineage: Eukaryota; Viridiplantae; Streptophyta; Magnoliopsida; Solanales; Convolvulaceae
Source: the annotation of a GenBank genome assembly
CACAGAUCAAAUAACAUCAUCAGGGAAAACUCCCCCCUUUUUCUUCAAUCUUUCCAAAAGAAGCACUCGCCAUUGUACCAAAGAUCAAACUUACAGAGACAGGGGUCUAAUGAUUCCAUUGAAGUGGAGAAACAUGAUGUCGUCCCGGAGAGGGAAAAAAUUGAACAUUUGCUUCUUGAAUCAAGCUAUAAUAUGUGGCAACAUAAAAAAAGCUUAUCCAGGAAGAGAUGGAAACCCUGAAAAAUUUGCAGUGAAAGGGUUGCCACUUGCUUUGCCUCGGGGAAUGCUUUGGUAUGCUUGGGCCCAACGGUGCUGGGAAAACUUCUCUUAUAAAUAUGUUUCAGGUAGGGAGUAGAGCUUGCUACCAGUGCCCGUUGCCUCGGGAAGAUCUAGGAAGGAAGACGUGGUUCGUGCUUCCUCCGUCUCUAUGUUAAAAACAUUUCAAUUAAUGCUCAUGGAUAUUUUUGAAUGAUUAUUGGGGCUUGUAUGCCCAUGUUUGCCGGAGUGUGGCAUAAACACUUGUAUUAAACGUUUCCGCUGACUUCAAUUGAUUAUUUUACAUUAUGUUUGUU